Molecule: messenger RNA, 2748 nt
Organism: Rhopalosiphum padi (bird cherry-oat aphid)
Lineage: Eukaryota; Metazoa; Arthropoda; Insecta; Hemiptera; Aphididae
Product: double-stranded RNA-specific editase Adar-like
Exons: 5
Coding region: 277-2148 (623 amino acids)
Biological process (GO): adenosine to inosine editing; RNA processing
Cellular component (GO): nucleolus; cytoplasm
Molecular function (GO): double-stranded RNA adenosine deaminase activity; tRNA-specific adenosine deaminase activity; double-stranded RNA binding
Source: RefSeq, a predicted model, not a curated record
AUAUAAAGAUAAUAUAGAAAACUAGUAACUACAAUGUCAUAUAAAUAUUAGAAUACCUAUAAAAUUUAGAUUUUAAUAGAUCUCAAAACCAAACUUCAUAACCUAACCUUACUACACUGUAUUUCAACUACAAGUUAUGUUAUAACUAAUACGCCAUUCGUUCAGAGUUCUUACCUAGGAAAAAAAGUAUGAUUUAAUUCAACAGUACUCUUGAACAUGACUACCAAAAAUUGUGGUUUCUGACGUUAGUAUGUUAAGUUAAAACUAUUUACAAAAAUGGACGAGUCAACCAGUAUUGAUAAUACAACUUUAUUAAGAGAUUUCAAUGAAACUCAACCUAAUCAUGAGUGGUCUCCUUUUAUACGCUAUGGACCUUCACAUUUGCCUACAUUCAAAGUUUCGUUACAUUUAAAUGGUUCUCUGUUUGAUGGUUGUGGCUCUUCAAAGAAAAGAGCAAAAAUAAAUGCAAUAAUGAAUUACAAAUCAUCCUUCAUGAAUUAUAACACUAAUACUAAGAUCAAUAAUACUAUAGAAAGUGAUAAAGCGGUUCUCAAAAGAAAACAUACAGACAAUUUGAUAGAAAACCCGCCCUCAAAAAAAUUGACAAUAGAAUCUCAAGAUAAUGUACAUCAAACAUCAGCAAUACCAGUAUUUAAGAGACAACAUACAGAUGAUUUUAUUGAAAACUCACUUUCAAAAAAACUUGCAAUUGAAUCCCAAGUUGCUGUACAUCAAACGUCAGCAGUAUGUAUCCUACAUGAAAUAUUUCCAGGACAAACCUUAACAUAUGAACAUGAACAGUCCCACGGGCUAUUGGAAACAAUUAGUGUCAUUGUUUCUGGUAAUAAAUAUGUAGGUUAUGGGAAAAAUAAAAAAGAAGCAAAAGAAAUUGCAUGUCGUAAUGCUUUAAAAUCUUUGUACGAGGCACAGCCAAUAGACAAUAUUAAGUACAAAAACCAAAUAGAAAUGUUGCGCACUGAUUAUGAUGAUUCUAAAAUUAUUGAUCAUUUUGCUGGAAUCACAGACAAAGUAUAUCAAAAAUUAGAAUUUACUGAAAAUAAAUUUAAAGAAUACUCAGUUAUAGCAAGUAUUAUCAAAAUGACCAAAGAAGAUUUGAACUCGGCACAAGUAAUUUGUUUGGCUACUGGUACAAAAUGUUUAUCUGGUAGCUAUUUGAGCCUAAGUGGUGAAUCUUUACAUGACUGCCAUGCAGAAAUAUUGACUCGUAGAUGCCUAAUGAAAUUCUUUUAUAAAGAACUCAUGGAAUCGGUGAAAGGCCAUCCUUCUAUAUUUAUCUCAGAUGAUAACAAAUCUAAGUUCAAAUUAGCAAAAGAUAUUACAUUUCAUUUAUACAUAAACACUGCUCCUUGUGGUGAAGCUAGAGUUUAUAGCUUCUCUGACACAGAACACCAGUUAAAUCGAUUAAAUCGUGGUUUGCUGCGAUCAAAAAUAGAAAAUGGUGCUGGCACUGUAUCUGUAUUUGGUCGAGAAUUUCAAACAUAUGAUGGAGUUGCUCAGGGUGAACGUCUUGUUACUAUGUCAUGUUCAGACAAACUAACACGUUGGACUGUACUUGGACUUCAAGGAAAUUUAUUAUCAAAUUUUGUUGAACCUAUUUAUUUAGAAUCAAUAUCAAUUGGAAGUAUGUUCAAUAUAAAUCAUAUGAAGCGAACAAUUUAUGGUCGUGUUGAAAACAGCAUUAAUAAAUUACCACAAGAUUAUAAAGUACAAAAACCUCAACUCCGUGGUUAUAGUAUACUUCCCCGUAGAUCUACUACACAAUCACCUCACUGCAUAAAUUGGAUUAUAAACGAAGGAAUUGAAAUUAUUAAAGGAAGUUUAGGUAGAACAAUUGAAAACAAGUUAUCCAGAGUAUGUAAAACCUCAUUGGCUAAUGAAUAUAUUAAACUGUGUAUUGCUACAAAUAAUUUAUCAACUCUUAUUGAAAAUGAAACAAAUAUAUUUUAUGAUUCAUUGAAAAAUAAAAAUAAAAAUUAUGUAGCUGCUAAAAAUGAAUUAAUAUCAACAUUUAAGUCAUUAAAUUUUGGAACUUGGGUACACAAACCCGAAGAACUUAAAAGUUUUGAAUUACAUGUUGUUAAUGCAAGUAAUAAUAUUAUAUAUAAUUAUAACAAUCAGGGCUGUUAAAAAGUGUUAAACACGUAUGCACUUUGUUGUUUUAUAUAUAUAUUAUAUAUAUACAAAUAUGAACAUUUGGCUAAAUAAAUUAUUAACUACAUGUAUUAUUUACAUAUUUUUUUUAUUUUCUGCCUUUCUCAGUAAUAUAUAUGGUUUUAAAAUUUGUUCACCUUUUUUAUAGCAUACGAGGUCUGUACAAAAAAUAAACAUUCAAAAUAUAUUAAAGCCACAGACUAUCUUAUUCCUCUCAAGUUAUCUUUAAGCACUCUUUUUUUAUCAUCUCAAUAACAUUCACAAAUCUGACUUUUAAGUUUUGACUGUAGUUUUUAGUCUAGGAAACAAAUAAAAGUUGUAGGAUAAGACAAAUCAAGUGAAUAUAGGCAGAUAAGUUGGUAAGGGGUGUGGGCGUGGCAUCACUAUUGAAUAAUUUGUAUGUCCAAUAAAAGUCAAUUAUUAGACAUUAAAUACAUAUUAAUCAUUCUAAUUUGUAUUAUGUUACAAUAAAUUAAAUUAUGAAAUUUUAUAUUGUAUAUUGAUACUUAAAAUUAUUUAUAAAUUUAUGUAAAAUGUUUAAGUACUUUUUCAAAUAAAAUCAUUAAUAUUAUUGAA